Molecule: messenger RNA, 2558 nt
Organism: Lolium perenne
Lineage: Eukaryota; Viridiplantae; Streptophyta; Magnoliopsida; Poales; Poaceae
Product: DNA (cytosine-5)-methyltransferase DRM2
Cellular component (GO): nucleus
Molecular function (GO): DNA (cytosine-5-)-methyltransferase activity
Source: RefSeq, a predicted model, not a curated record
GAAGCGCACGACGAUGACACGUCAGUCCCACAUGUCAGCACGCGUCGGUGGGCCAUGGGCCGUGGGCCGUGGGCCGUGCGAGACAUUGGAGGCCCACGAGAGCAGAGGAGCGUGAGUGCGUCACUUGCUGAGCAUUGCUUGGAGCAGUUGCUACACGCACCCGAGCAAGAGCUCUCCGGAAGAAACCAGCAAAAACCCCAGCCGGAGGCUUCGUCCCGGCGACGCCACCGUCGCCCGCCAUCGGAAGCGAGCGCUCUCCCUCCUCUCCUCUCCUCCCCUGCCGCCGGAACCGUCGCAGCGAGCCCUUCUCGUCUCAAGGCGGAGGAUAAGGACCCUGCAUUCCCGCGCCGUCGCCGCCGUUCCUCUCUCCUCCUCCUCCUCCGCCGCCGCCGCCUCCUCACGGCUGCGCCGAGAACGACGCGGAGAGCGCCCGCGCGCGAACAGAAGAUGGUGAUCUGCAUUAGCGAUAGCGAUGAUAGUGAUGCGUUUGAGUGGGACACUGAUGGCGAGGCUGAGCCCUCAUCGGUUGCGGCCUUGAGGAACUUUGAUGCUCCUGGGCCAUCCACACUGGAUGCCAAUGAGUGCGUCAAGAGGAAAGCAUCAUUUGAUUUAGUCAAGGAAUAUGUGGGAAUGGGUUUCCUAGAGGAGCAUGUCUUGAAAGGAAUCGAACAAGUUGGGCACAGUGAUGCAGAUGAAUUGCUCAAUCACCUUCUCACCUAUCAGCUCCCAGGUGAUGACUGCGUGAGUAAUUUCUCGACUUCUGGUUGCGCCCCCUUGAGUGUUGAAGAGGGCAGUGAUGACGACUUUGAUUUUGACUGGGAAAGCGACGAGGAUGCUGGUGGAAGGGAACCCAACUCUGAUGGUUCUGGUAAUGAGGACUUCUUGCAAGAGAUGGUUGAUAAGGAUGAGAAGAUCAAGUCCCUACAGGAAAUGGGCUUUCCCGGAGAUGAAGUGGAUAGGGCUAUUAACAUAUGCGGUGUCGACGCCUCUAUGGAUGUACUGAUCGAUUCAAUACAUGCAUUGCAACAUGAGGCCACUAACAGGUCCUUUGGAGGGAGAAAAGAAGAAAAAAUCAUGGAGAGCAAGAACAAGAGGAAGCUAUACGGAGGUCGAGUGCAAGGUAACCAACCCCGCCGCCGCUUGGAUGGUAGCCAGGACAACUCUAUGCGCCUUCCCAAUCCCAUGACCGGGUUUAGUCUGCCUAAUGAUAGGCAUAGGCUACCGCCACUUAACAGAAGUCUUCCUGAGGAAGCAAAAGGACGCCCGUUUUUCUACUAUGAGAACGUGGCAAAGGCUCCUAAAGACACAUGGAGCACUAUCUCAGAAAAUUUGCACGGAAUCAAACCAGAAUUUGUGGAUUCACAAAAUAUUUGCGCAACUGCUAGAAAAAGGGGUUACGUUCAUAAUCUCCCCAUUGAGAAUAGGAUACGUCUCCCCCUCCCGCCACAGACUAUACUUGAGACCUUCCCUCAUUAUAAGAAGUGGUGGCCUAAAUGGGAUGAUAGAAGGAAACUCAAUUGCUUGCAAACUGUUAAGGCACCUGCAACGGUGACCGAGUGGAUUCAACAUACUCUUGCAAGCUCAACCAGCCCACCACCUGCAAGUGUUCAGACACAGGUCUUAAACGAGUGUAGGAAAUGGAAUCUGGUGUGGACCGGAAAGAACAUAGCUGCUCCUUUGGAACCUGUUGAGAUAGAGCAACUACUUGGUUUCCCAAUCAACCACACAAGAGGAGUCAGCAAGACCGAUAGGUACAAGUCUCUUGGAAAUUCUUUCCAAGUGGAUACUGUAACCUAUCACUUGUCAGUGCUCAAAAGGAUGUUUCCUAAUGGCAUGACUGUGCUUUCCUUGUUCACCGGCAUUGGAGGAGCAGAGGUAGCUCUCCACAGGCUCGGGAUACGCUUGAAAGCAGUAGUUUCUGUCGAAAAAUCUGAAGUGAACAGAAGGAUAUUCAGAGGAUGGUGGGAUCAGACUGACCAGCAGGGCACACUGAUUGAGUAUGACGAUGUGCAAAGUUUGAGCAAUGAUCUGAUCGAAUGUCAUACUAGAAGAUUGGGUGGUUUUGACUUGGUGAUAGGGGGCAGCCCAUGCAACAACCUUGCUGGUAGCAACCGGCACCAUCGCAAUGGUUUACAGGGCAAGGAGAGUUGUCUGUUCUUCCAGUACCGCAGGAUUCUGCGUGUCGUCAAGUCUGUAAUGGCUACUAUGUGUGAGGAAGGUGCCGCGAGCUACUAAUUCUCUCAAGAGCAUUGAUGAUCCGGAUCAUGAUGAAAACCCCAGGGAAUUUGUGGCGGCAUCCAAGAAGGCUGUCAAUUAGGGAACACCAAUGAAGAGUUCCCCUGGCAAUUAGGGAAGGCAGUAUGUGGGCCUGGAGCUCGCCAACAGACCACCAGAAGCCUGCAACCUGGUUAUGUAUGAUCAUUCAUGUGACUGGAGCAUGUUGUUGCUUCCUUUCAUUUUGCUACCUAGUCCACAUACUCUCUGUGCCACAGAUGUUUCCAAACGAUGUUUUCGCUUUUGGUUUCAAUGAAGCCAGGGGAGAACGCCCCUUUUAUCUA